CAAGUUAAACAAACCCUUGUGAAAAUGAUGACAUAUUUUCUUCUUUUCUGUUUACUCCUUUCCCACACAGAAGCAAAAUCUAUACCUCAUCCUUCUCCCCAUCAUUUUCCGCUUGACUUAUGGCCUAAGGACUCUCUCUUACCCAGACCUUGUCCUCCUCUACCUCCCGAUCAUUUUUGGCUUGUCCAUACAUGGCCUAAGGGCUUUUGCUCAAAUUCCUCAGUACAUUGUCCACAACGUAACCUCCAAGACGAGCUAACAAUUCAUGGCUGGUGGCCUGUCGACAGAAAAGAUAGUACUUUGAAUAACUAUCGGCGAGUAGGGCCAAUUAAUUAUCUGUUCACUGGAGAAGCUGGUGAAGAGCUUUACACUGAAAUGAAAAAUAAUUGGCCCAACCUGACAUCCCCCAUUGAGUACCGUUACGGGCACAUAGCUUUCUGGGAAAAGGAGUGGGCUCGUCAUGGUAUUUGUUCCUGCUUCGAACCCCGACUAUACUUUGGAACAGCUUUGGCAUUGAAAAGAAACAUCAACAUAUCUCAAGCUUUAAGAGCUAAUGGGAUAAAACCUGGGAUUGAAUACCUAAGACGGCGUUUCGUGACAGCCUUAAGAAGAAAAAUACCCCGUUUAUCCUUUGCUAUGAGGUGCGGCGACAAGAAUGGAACCAAAAUUCUCAUCGAAAUCAGGGUUUGCACCAAUGAAACCGAUGCAAUUUCAUGUUCUCGACGGUUGAAUGACAACUGUGGGUCUUGUUACAUCAAACUUGUAUCCGAAAUUGAACCAUUUUAAUAUUUGUACUUGGACAGCCGCAGUUGUCAGAAAAAAGAGAGUACGAAUUGGUGCACUGGUUUAUAUUAUAUUAGAUAUUGUGUUCGAUCAUUAAGCAAGGAUUGUAUCGCAUUACUAUAAAGAGCUUUC
Molecule: messenger RNA, 915 nt
Organism: Populus euphratica (Euphrates poplar)
Lineage: Eukaryota; Viridiplantae; Streptophyta; Magnoliopsida; Malpighiales; Salicaceae
Product: ribonuclease 1-like
Exons: 2
Coding region: 25-786 (253 amino acids)
Biological process (GO): RNA catabolic process
Cellular component (GO): extracellular region
Molecular function (GO): ribonuclease T2 activity; RNA binding
Source: RefSeq, a predicted model, not a curated record